Molecule: messenger RNA, 1032 nt
Organism: Sphenostylis stenocarpa
Lineage: Eukaryota; Viridiplantae; Streptophyta; Magnoliopsida; Fabales; Fabaceae
Source: the annotation of a GenBank genome assembly
AUGGAUUGGAUUCGAGGAGACGCCGUUGGUCGAGGAACCUUCGCCACCGUUAGUUUAGUCAUUCCGACAACCACUCCCUCUCAGUUUCCCUCUCUGACCGCCGUUAAGUCCUCCCAAGCACUCACCUCCUGCUGGCUCAGGAACGAGAAACACGUGCUCGAUCGCCUAGGUUUGUGUCCCAGGAUCGUUCGCUGCUUCGGAGACGACUAUAGUUUCGAGAAUGGUGUGGAGUACUACAAUUUGUUUCUCGAAUACGCCGCCGCCGGGACACUCGCCGACGAGGUACAAAAUCGAGGAGGCCGGAUUCCUGAGUCUGAGGUUCGGCGUUACACGAGGUCCAUCGUGGAAGGUUUGAAUCACGUGCAUCAAAACGGGUUUGUCCACUGCGACAUAAAGCUUCAAAACAUCCUCGUAUUCGACGACGGGGAAAUCAAGAUUGCGGAUUUCGGUCUGGCAAAGGAGGCAGGGGAGAGAAAACAGAGGAGUGAAUGCAGGGGGACUCCGAUGUUUAUGUCCCCGGAGCAAGUGGCCGAUGGCGAGUGUGACUCGCCGGCGGAUAUAUGGGCUCUGGGAUGCGCCGUUGUGGAGAUGGUGUCAGGGAAACCGGCCUGGCAGGUGGAGAAGGGGUCGAGUAUGUGGUCGUUGAUGCUUCGAAUUGGGGUGGGAGAAGAGGUUCCCGAGAUACCUGAGAAUUUGUCGCGAGAGGGUAAGGAUUUUAUCGACAAGUGUUUCGUGAAGGAUCCUAAAAAGAGGUGGAGUGCAGAGAUGCUUUUGAAACACCCUUUUGUUUCUGAUGACACUGUUUCAUUUAAGCGCGUUCAUGAAUCGCCCAGAAGUCAUUUCGAUUUCCCCGACUGGGUUUCUAGUGCCACGGCUUCACUUCCCAGUUCGCCGGAAUCUCAAUCGCCGUGGAAUUUUGACGAGUCGCGUUUGGAAGGUUUCUGCUCGCCGGAGGACCGGCUCGGGCGGAUUUUGACGGUUAACCGGCCGGCGAGUUGGUCGGAAUCAGAUGGUUGGAGUAUUGUUAGGUGA